AUGUCUGAACAUUUUACUACACAAGAUAUAAUAGAAUGUUCUGAUGAUGAAAAUUACGGUUUUAAACAGAACCAGAUGAACGAAUGUUAUCCUGAACCAUCUGAAAUUUAUUCGUUGUACAAAACUUUGGAGUCAGCUAAUGUUGCAUCCUUAAAACUAGAAUGGACUUGUCCUGGACGAAGGGAAUUAACACCAGACGAUAGUCAAGUAUCUCAGAGUAGUACUAAUGAACUUUGUGAUAUUGCAGAAUCACUGGAUCAAUCCGAUUUUGAUUUUGAAGAAGACAUAUCGCAUAUGAACUUAAAUCGUAUGGAUGGUAAAAAAGAAUUAAUAGGAAGUGCUAAGAAGAAGACUACUACUUUAGAUGCAGUCUUAUCAAAUAUGGCUAGACAUCAAAAAUUAGACAAUAUGCUUGAUGAAAAAUUUGAUUCAUUAUAA
Molecule: messenger RNA, 438 nt
Organism: Macrosiphum euphorbiae (potato aphid)
Lineage: Eukaryota; Metazoa; Arthropoda; Insecta; Hemiptera; Aphididae
Source: the annotation of a GenBank genome assembly